This is a messenger RNA of Hemibagrus wyckioides, 2279 nucleotides long. It is a transcript of the gene ppp1cab, whose product is annotated as protein phosphatase 1, catalytic subunit, alpha isozyme b. Gene Ontology annotation, molecular function: protein serine/threonine phosphatase activity. Gene Ontology annotation, cellular component: cytoplasm; nucleus. The transcript has 7 exons. Lineage: Eukaryota; Metazoa; Chordata; Actinopteri; Siluriformes; Bagridae. The record is from RefSeq and is a predicted model, not a curated record. The coding region runs from base 360 to 1358 and encodes 332 amino acids.
UAGGUGAGACCGGAAAUGGGUAUGACGCGCUAGCUGUGCAGACGGCGCUGUGUUUUUUUUAAUACGGUUAACUAGUAAAAACGACGAGAAUUAAUAUUAAUUGAACAUCGAUGCUGUGAGUUAAUCGAACUGGGUUAUUACGUGUACAAGUAUCUAGUUCUGUUAGCUCUGUUUUUUUAUUUUUAAUAGUCCUUUUAACGUUUUUUUAUCGUGAGAGAGUGUGUGUGUGAGUGAGCUAGCGCGAGGCCGGGUGUGCGCGAGCUUCCUCCUGUUGCUGGCAGGUUAGCUUGCUGGCUAAAUUCUGAGAAAAAUCUUUCAGGUAUAGAGGAGAAAAAUAAAAGAAAUAAAACACGAAAAAAAUGACCGAAUCGGACAAAUUAAACAUCGAUUCCAUCAUCCAGCGUCUUCUGGAAGUCAAAGGCUCCAGACCCGGUAAAAAUGUGCAGCUGACUGAGAAUGAAAUCCGUGGGCUGUGUCUCAAGUCCAGGGAGAUUUUCCUCAGCCAGCCCAUCCUUCUCGAGCUGGAAGCACCCCUGAAAAUUUGUGGUGAUGUUCAUGGUCAGUACUACGACCUGCUCAGGCUGUUCGAGUAUGGUGGAUACCCCCCGGAGAGCAACUACCUGUUUUUGGGGGACUAUGUGGAUCGAGGAAAGCAGUCUUUGGAGACGAUCUGCUUGCUGUUGGCCUACAAAAUUAAAUACCCAGAAAACUUUUUCCUGCUGAGAGGGAACCACGAGUGUGCCUCCAUCAACAGGAUAUAUGGCUUCUACGAUGAGUGUAAAAGACGCUACAACAUUAAAUUGUGGAAGACUUUCACAGACUGCUUCAACUGUCUACCUGUGGCAGCCAUCGUCGAUGAGAAGAUUUUCUGCUGCCAUGGAGGCCUGUCUCCAGACUUGCAGUCGAUGGAGCAGAUCCGGCGUGUGAUGAGACCCACGGAUGUCCCGGAUCAGGGGCUGCUGUGUGACCUGCUGUGGGCCGACCCCGACAAAGAUGUGACUGGCUGGGGCGAAAACGAUCGUGGCGUCUCUUUCACCUUCGGCGCUGAUAUUGUCGCGAAGUUCCUGAACAAACAUGACAUGGACCUCAUCUGCAGAGCACACCAGGUGGUGGAGGAUGGAUAUGAGUUUUUUGCAAAGCGGCAGCUGGUGACUCUCUUCUCAGCCCCAAACUAUUGUGGCGAGUUCGACAAUGCAGGUGCCAUGAUGAGCGUGGACGAGACACUCAUGUGCUCCUUCCAGAUCUUGAAGCCUGCUGACAAGAAGAUGUUGGCAUAUAGCGGUGCUGGAGCGUAUGGAUCCGGCCGACCCGUUACACCACCAAGAAAUGCUGCCAAGGGAGGCAAAGCCAAGAAAUAGCCCAAACCCGCACACAACACACACUCACGUGCACACACUGUCUCUUCCUCUCCUGCUUCUUUCAGUCUACCUCUCCUUUUAUUCCUUGUCUUUCGCAUUUUUCCCUCUUCUUGCUGUGAAUGUUGGUUUUAUUUUUUUUAUUUUAUUUUUUUUUAAUUUGACCAAUCAUGAGCGCAGUAGUAUUUUGUGUGUGUUGCGUUUGCGGGAUGUGUGUGUGUGUGGGGGGGGGGGGUUGGUAGUUUAAGAUCCCUUUAUCUUUACCUUCUAUCACUUUUCUUCAUCAUAGAUGUAUAGAAAUAAACACAAGUCCCUUUUGGGGAUUUUUUUUUUUUUAUUGGACCUAAGCAAUUUUCCCCUCUUGAGUCUCAGGGUCCGACACACCUUUAUCUCCUGAAGCAAUCGCUAUAAUUGUAUGUGCGUGUGUGUGUUUUAUCACUGCCACUCUUAAAUGUGAAGUGUGUAUGUUUCCUGUUUCAUCAGCAGACAGAUUGCUGAAGUUUAGGACAAGAUAUGUGUGUAUUUUUUUAUUCUUCGGCUUAAAACUUGCGUAGACGGGCCGGGCCAAAAUUGACCCAUUUGUACAAAAUAUCUUUGGCAUUCUUGCGUUUCUCUUCACGUAUACUUCCUUUACUGAUGUGAGCAAUCAGCUUUAAUGUCUCUUUCAGUAGGGAUCUUUUCAGCAUCAUACAUUAGAUUUGUACAGCGCGUUUACUUGAAUAAGAAAAUCUCUUCCUUGUUUUGUAGUUAUUCAUGAACUUGGACAAUAAAGUGAGAAUCUCUUACAAGAAAUAAUGGAUGAAUAUGUAUUUGGUUUUGUUUCACAGGAAUUGUAAAAUGAUGGUGUGCAAUUAAUCAGACAUGCAGUAUAUGAUGGUUGAUGAUUAUUUUUAUCUAAAGAAGUAAAAUACAUACAAUACUCAA